UCCCCAAUAUGCCCUGCGCGCUCGCUUAGCCCACUCUUCCUGCUCACUGCCCCAAACCGGGUCUCACUGAUCAUGAGACCCGGUCCACUAUAUUAGCACCAGUUCAGAUGAUGAACCACAAUUUCCUCCUGCCAAAAGCAUUGCUGAAGAAGAUGCUGAGACUAGGGAUAUAUGGCAAGACACCCUGUCAACCAGGGCAGCUGAGCCACAGAACUCAGCACUUGUGGAAACUCUGGAACCCUCUCAUCACAACCCAGAAAUUCUUGGGUCUGAAUGUCACUGAAGAUGCAGAACCAAGAAUGCGGAGAACGGCUAUGAAAAAACUAAUAUAUGGCCCAACAACAACUUGUCUAUGCAGCUACACGAAGAGAUAUGGAUACAUCAGACUAUGAUUCAGCAGUCGAACCUAAUACCUCUGAAGGAAGUGUGAGAGUUGUGAAAAGAAAGCAUCUGUCCAGGGUUAACCAGGUAGCCGUGGAAUUGCCAGAGAUCAUUAUCACAGAGGGGGAACAGCCAGGGGAGGACCAGGUCUCCAAGAACCAGGGGGAUCAAUCUGUAAAGGGAUGCAGUGUUAACCAAGUAGCUGUGGAUUCUGGCAUUAUCACAGCGGGGGAGCUGCCAGCUGAACCAAAUUCCUCUGAAGGAAGGGUGAGACCUGAGAAAAGAAAGCAUCUUGGUCUGUCUUGUCUGCCAAGAGGACAUAUUCCCUUGAAGAAAUCAAAAAACCAAGGCUGUGAGGAAUCAGAACAAGCUACUGAUGCAAAUCAACAGAUUCCUGAGAAUGCCAAGGUGGCCAAAUUUGCAAAGGAAUUAAUUGCAGCUGGAGAAGCUCUAGUUUUCUUGAUGUGCCGUAAAACAGAAUGUAAAAAAAUUAUUGCAGCUGGCCUGAAGCGUAUUGAGAGGCUCAAGCAGUGUGCGCUGUUCAUAACAGGAUUGGAACAAGCUGCUGAUGCAGAUCAACAGAGUCCUGAGAAUGCCAAGGUGGCCAAAUUUGCAAAGGAAAUAACUGCAGCUGGUGAAGGUCUAGGUUUUUUGAUGCGCUGUAAAACAGAAUUUCAAAACAUUGUUGCAGCUGGCCUGAAUAGUAUUAAGAGGAUCGAUCAGUGUGUGGUGUUCAUAACAGAAUCGAUUGCCAGAGGUGCCAGAAAUUGCGAACUGCCAGGCAUGGUGGACUUUGUGAAUGAUAUUAAAAAGGAAUUUAUGUAUCCCUGUAGCAAUGAGAAAUGUACCACAAAGGCGGGGAGGGGGUAGGAAACCAUGCUCUGAUGAUACACAGUCAGAUUCAGAUGUUGAUCCUACAGAGCUGUCUCAGACAAAUCGCUCUGCAGAAGCAAAAACUAUUGCUUACAGACAGGUUGGUACCAAGCUGUCAGUCAGCUCUGAAGGAUCAGAUGUUUGUAAACUGACUAACCUUUUGAAGCACCCUGUUAAUCAUUUUCACUAAGUUAAUUUUGACACAUCUGCAUGGCAUUAUACUAAGGGACUAAAUUCAAACAAGUAUCCUCCCUGGCAAACUAUAAAAAUGCUACCGUACAAGAAGACAUGAUAGAAUAAAAUUAUGCAU
Messenger RNA from Hemicordylus capensis (graceful crag lizard), 1564 nucleotides. RefSeq lists its product as uncharacterized. Bases 331 to 1251 code for a protein of 306 amino acids. NCBI's taxonomy places the organism in Eukaryota, Metazoa, Chordata, Lepidosauria, Squamata, Cordylidae. The record is from RefSeq and is a predicted model, not a curated record. The transcript is spliced from 11 exons.